AUGGAAGGAGAAAACGAAACUGCACCAGUACCGAAAAUAGGAAAUCGGAACGAUUAUAACGGCGUCCUAAAUACCAACACCAACAAAACGGUAAAUCCCAUACCUAAGAUAACGGUGGAAGAUGAGACCCACCUUCUCUAUAAGGACACUACAGAUAUACCGCGAACACCGGAAAGAACUCGGGCACCAACCCCAGAUCCUUUGGGAGAGUUUACCCCAGAAGAACUAGAGAUAACGACCAAGGUUAUGCGGGCAAUGUCCCGAAAAAGAAAAGAAGUUGAGAUGGCGGCUGCGAGGGAGCCUCGGAGUGGACCGACAACCCCUUUUGUCAUCAACCUCGAGGGUCAGUUCGAUCAAGCUGGACCGCAACCUAACACAAGGCUGCCACCUCAGGAGGCGGUGAUACCAUCAGAACGUCAAGUUACACGAACGACAUUCGGAGGAGAAUCAGAAUCCUACCGGCAUGAGGCUAGUAGUGGGCCGUCAAGGCAUAUGGCUCGAACUAUAGUCCGGCCGAGGACAUCUCCCUUCACGCAAGAGGUCCUUAAUCAGCAAAUGGAGAAGAUAAAGAUGUCGUCAUGCACAUACGACGGCAAAGGUGACCCAAAAAGGUAUAUACCGGCAUUUGAAAGUCAUAUGUUGCUAUACACCGACACCAAUGCUGUGUGGUGUAAAGUCUUUCCCACAACGCUGGUUGGAGCGGCUUCGGAUUGGUUCACUAAUUUACAGCCCGGGUCUAUCGGUUGUUUUGAUGCACUAGUUAAAUUAUUUAUGGGCCAAUACAUAAGCAACAGCGCCAGACAGAGAACCUCAGGAGAGCUUAUGUCCGUCCGACAAAGAAAGGACGAAUCAUUGAGAGAUUUCGUUCGGCGAUUUAAUAAUGAAGCUAAUACCAUACCUAAAUUGCAACAGGAGAUAGCUCUUAUGGCCUUAAUGAAUGGUUUGGCUGAUAGUGAUUUCAAGAAGUACAUGGCCCGGAAGUCCUUUCUCAAUCUCGGUGCGGCAUUCAACAAAGCCCAUGAGUACAUUAAGAGUGAAGAAAUGCUGAAAGCAAGCAACCAGAUAACAUCAGCAGAGCCGUCUCGACGACAAAACACAUACAUGUCGCCCAAAACUCCCGGUGGGGUCAACAGGCAAAAUCAGCAAAAGGCAAAUAGGCCCGCUAGAGGCCUUUGGCGAUAUAGUAAUUAUACCCAGUUGAACACGCCCAGGGCCGCAAUUUAUUCAAUAAAUCAGCACAAGGAAGACUGGAAUCAACCGACGCCAAUGAUAAAGAAGGGCCGAGAUGUAAAGAAGUACUGUAUGUUUCAUAGAGACGUUGGCCAUUAUACUGAAGAGUGUGUCCAAUUGAAAGAAAAUAUUGAGGAUCUUAUCCAAAAGGGGCAUCUGUCUCAGUACCGGUCUCAAGGUAGUUCCGAGAUUUAUCGGCAAGGAUCCGCCCCCGCCGGACGCAAACUUACCAUUGAGGUGAUUACCGGAGGGCCUGUGCAUGGAGGAUCUGUUAGCGGUGCAAAGAAAAUUUUGUCGGAAUAUAAACACAUAGUAAACGCGCUGGGUGUGGAUGAGCGACCUCGGCCAACCAAUAUCCCUUCCGUAUCCUUCUCUGAGGCUGAUGCCAAAGGCAUAGUAUUCCCCCAUGAUGAUCCAUUAGUCUUGAUAUUAUUAAUAAAUGGGUGUGAUAUCAAGCGCGCGCUGAUAGACGGGGGUAGCUCGACGAAUAUUCUGUUCGCAAGAGUAUUCGACGCCAUGAUGAUAGGUCGGAAAUACUUAACGCCUGUGGCAUACCCUGUUAUCGGUUUCAACGGCUCAACUGUCAGACCUGAAGGUAGCAUAAUCCCACAAGUUAGAAUAGGAGAAGGAACCAGGGCAAGGGAUAUGAUGACCGAGUUCUUGAUUGUUGAUGUUCCGUCAGCAUACAAUGCUAUUGUCGGCAGACCAUUAAUACACGAUGCGCAAGCCGUAGUCUCGACAUACCACCUCACAAUGGUAUAUGUUUCUAAUGCCGGCAGGAUGGAGCGCGUUCGAGGAAGUCAACGAUGGCAAGGGAAUGUUAUGUGUCGGCAUUGA
Messenger RNA from Chenopodium quinoa (quinoa), 2067 nucleotides. RefSeq lists its product as uncharacterized. The transcript has 2 exons. The record is from RefSeq and is a predicted model, not a curated record. Lineage: Eukaryota; Viridiplantae; Streptophyta; Magnoliopsida; Caryophyllales; Amaranthaceae. The coding region runs from base 1 to 2067 and encodes 688 amino acids.